This is a messenger RNA of Camellia sinensis, 1972 nucleotides long. Its product is annotated as protein PAL OF QUIRKY. The record is from RefSeq and is a predicted model, not a curated record. Gene Ontology annotation, molecular function: protein binding. Lineage: Eukaryota; Viridiplantae; Streptophyta; Magnoliopsida; Ericales; Theaceae.
CAUCUUUCCCUCUCUCUCCUAAAACGGCGCAAACCCAGAUCUCACUCCCCACCACCACCACCCAUGGAACCGCCAAUCAUCUUCUCAGCCGCCACCGCCACCGAUGACUCGGUUGAUUCAUUCCCAAACACGUCCAAUGCCAAGCUCCGCCUGAUGUGCAGCUACGGCGGCCACAUUGUCCCCCGUCCACACGCCAAGUGCCUCUGCUACGCCGGCGGCGACACCCGCAUCGUCGCCGUGGACCGCCGCACCACCGCCACCACCCUCUCUUCUCUCACCUCCCAUCUCUCCCGCACCCUCUACAACAACCGCCCCUUCCUCCUCAAAUACCAGCUCCCCAACGACGACCUCGACUCCCUCAUCUCCGUCACCACCGAUGAGGACCUCCACAACAUGCUCGAAGAGCUUGACCGCAUCUCAUGCUCCCUUACACCCUCCCGCAUCCGAUUGUUCCUCUUCCCCUCCAAGCCCGAGUCUGUCGGGUCGGCGAUUCUCGACCCCAAGGCUGAAUCUUGGUUCUGCGAUGCGCUCAAGAGUACGAAGAUCAUGCAGAGGGGACAAUCUGCUGAUUCGGAAUUGGUUAAUGGGUUGAUGGGUCUUGACCGUGGGGCCCCUUCUGAUUCAUCUGUGGAGGCUCAGGUUGAGAGUUUGAGGGAUUUGAGUUCUGUGCCUGAAUCGAUGGUGUUGGAGACUAGUUCGUCGUUUGGGUCGACUGGUUCUUCGAUUUCGAUGUCGAAUUUGCCUCCCAUAGGCGUUCAUGGGGACGAUGGUGGUGUCAAUUUUCAGGACAAGAAGAUUAAAGUGGCCUCACCAGGUUCGGUUGAAAGUGAUAACAGUAUUGCAAGUCCUAUGUCUCACCCACAGACUACACAGUAUCUAGACUCGGUUGUUCAUGUUCCUUCAAUGGAAACCAGGGUUUAUUCUCGGGCUGUGGAAACAGAGAAUAUUGUCAGUGAUCCGGCGUCUGCAAUUCAGAUGCUGAAAACUGUUCAAGUUCCCAUCCAUCAAGCAUCUUUGCAAUCAGAUCAGAUGCAGAUGCAGCACCAACAACAAUAUAUUCAAGCAGGUGCCCAUUACAUACCUCAAUACUCUGCAGGCCCCAUGCCAGUCUCAUCUUACUAUCCCAUGUAUUAUUCAACUAUGCUUCAGCAGCAGACACAUAACCCUUAUCAGACAAAUCAGCCAUACCCAGUUUACUUAAUGCCUGUUAGGCCUCCACAAUCUUAUAAUAUGUCUAUGCAAUGUAAUUUAGUUGACACUGCAACUACUGCUCCGAGUCAACCCCAAAUGCUUCCUCCUACAUCCGUUAUCACACCUCCGGCAGCUUAUAAAGAGGUCAUGGCACCUGAAUUGACCACAAAAGUUUACAGGACAGUGGUGGGAGCAACCCCACUCGUUCAAGUACCAUCUAAUCAAAACCUUCAACCAUUGAUGGAUCUUUCUGAGACACCUCAUCCAUCCCAAUCUGUUGCCACUGCUGCAAUAGCUACCGCUAAUUACGAUAAUGAAUACGAGGAUGAUCUUGCAUACAAUCCAAUAUACAAAACUCAACCUUCUGUGCCUGCAUUGCUUUCACAGUUCCAAACCAUGAAUAAUGCUGGAACACUACUGUUAUCAGAGGCUUCGAAGCAGCCGCACGCAGACAAUGUUAAGCAGCAGGUUGGAACCCCACAGCCGCAAUGAAGUUUUGUUGCUCUGAAAGAAGCAAUUUUGUAGGAGAUGUUUGCCUAUUUUACCUGUUGUUCCUUUACUGUUCACUAUUUGUUAUCUGUUUAUGUUGUGUGUCUAAGAAAAAAUAAGCAUGUGGAUUGUCUUUGUUUUUUUCUGAGUGUGUUAUGUUGUUCAUUUCCUGGAUGGAUAUGGAAUGUAUGAGAUUAUGUAGUGAAAGUUGUAUACAACAAUACAAGUAUUUGUUUGUUCAUUAAAUGUUUCAGUUAUUGAUCUACAUAAGAACUUCCCUUUUUCUGCUCAA